This is a messenger RNA of Tetranychus urticae (two-spotted spider mite), 3112 nucleotides long. It is a transcript of the gene in, whose product is annotated as inturned planar cell polarity protein. Gene Ontology annotation, cellular component: cilium; cytoplasm. The record is from RefSeq and is a predicted model, not a curated record. Lineage: Eukaryota; Metazoa; Arthropoda; Arachnida; Trombidiformes; Tetranychidae. Gene Ontology annotation, biological process: establishment of planar polarity; vesicle-mediated transport; cilium assembly.
GUGAGAAAGUUAUCAACUAAACAACAACAAAUUGUCUUUUUGUUUAUUUUAUGAGAUCGAUCAGGAAUUGUUAUUAUGAAUGUUUCGAAAUUAAAAUUAUGACGACUGUUUCAUGACGAGGGAUAAAAUAUCCUGACUGGUUUUUUAGUGAUGUUAUUUCGCAACUGUUUUGAACCGAUAGUUUUACUUACCUGGAAUAUUGGAAUACUUUUAAUGCCAAUAUUAAAUGAACUUUGAUUCAGUAAUGUUGAGAUUCCUUAUUUCAAUUAUUACCGCUCUACCACCACGCUCUGCAAAAGCUCAUACAGUGAUUUAUUGUAUGCAUUUCACGGCUGCCAAACCAUUUUAAACCAUUGAUCUUGCCUUAACAUGGAGACAAAUUGCUCAAAUUGUGAUGAACCUCAUGAAAGCAGUUCCGAGUCAAAUUCAGAUUAUAGCGACAGUGAAUGUUAUUCUGAAGUUGAAUCAAAUUUAGAAUGGAUUCAAGAGAAUUGUGAUUCACAUGGCAACUUGUUUUACUUACAAGCCUUACGUCGAGACUCGAUUAUCAAUCUAGAGAAACCAUCAGAAGCUGAACCAACUGGCACUGGCUCUGACUUCUUAUCUUCUUUUCGAAAAUUGCCCAAAUUUAAAACAGGAUACUCCAAAUUCAGACAUUGGGUAACUGGUGAGAGAAGAGUCAAGACAUCUUUGAAAGAAACAACCAAGCAAAAUUGGUUGAAAAAAAGAGUAAAGAGUUUGACUGGCUCUUCCUCUCAAGGUAUACAAUCUUCAUCAUCUUCAACAUCAUCAACCAGACGAGAAGCUUACAGAGAAGGCCAUAAGACAAUAGAUGGAUCCGUUAAUUUUCCAAAUCCACCUAAAAUAGGAAUUGAAAAUGAGCCAACAUCAAAAGAUUUCCUAUUUAAUUUAGUAAAAGAAGGCUUAAACGAUAGAAGUGAUGAGCAAGAAAAAAUAUUCACAUUGAUGUAUUUGGCAUCACCAAACGACAAUUCUUCUAAUGAUAAGGAUUAUGCAGUUCUUAUUUAUCCCCCGAUCCAAUCGUUGAAUGAAAAUCAAGGAGUGGAGAAUAAAGACGGCUUAAUUGGAGACAGUGGUUUAAACAAUUGGCAAAAAAUUAUCAAACUUAAAGGAAUGUUUGUAUCUCUUUCGCAAGUCAUUAAUGAUAUUACGGGACAAUUACCGAUCGUUUCUGAAGUCUCUGUGAAAGGUAAAUUGGAAUCUCUGACCACUAAACGCGAUACAAGAUCUUUUAAAUCCGAUGAUAAAACCUUCAUAGUCUCGUAUGCUCAAGAAUUCAAUUCAGCUCUGAUACUAUGUUUUCCAGAGGAGAGUCACAAACAAUUAGAAAUAAUUUCCAUGAUUUCUUCGCUUAGUCGAUUCUUUCGAUUUUUAUACAACUCUUUGGAUGCUGCCUUUAAAAAUUGCGACAAUCAUACAAAAAUUAAUCAUUAUUUAUCUAUUUUCCAUUACCUUCUAUCUGAAUCAAAUUCAAAGGAGCCAAGUCUAUGUUUUCAUUUCGACAUGGUCCAGCGUUUAGUUAUUGAAGAUGAUCUGUUGCUUGGUUUGGAUGAAGCCUUAUCUGAAUAUGAAUCAAUGGAUUGGUUCAGUGAUUGUUGUUUUGAGGAAAAUGGGGAAAUCAAUCAUAGCUGUGAUUUACUGAUUAUUGGCUCCGCUCUUUUUUACAAAGGAUUUCUCAUUUCAUCACAUUUACCCGGACACUACUUAUCUGAUGUUGUAUCAUUUAUCAAAUACAGAGGAAUUAUUUCUUUAACAAAACAACAACCAGUUAAAUUAGUGAUUUGGCAAGAAGUCUACCCAUUGUCCGAGAAAAAAGAUACUCUUGCAAAUGAUUUCAAGGAAAACGAUGGAACUCGAUUUUUCCUGCUCGUUGUUGCUGUUGAACAAACAUUACUUUGUACUCUUCUAGAGAUGCCAUUUUUAUGCAGCGAUCUCAAGACUAAACCCAAUGAACUUAUUAUUAACCAAACACUUAGGUUUGUUGCUUCUACUCUCAACCGAUCCGGCCUGAUACAAGAAUUAAAUGAACAUUUAAGGGCCCAAAGCUACUUAUUCACCAAUACAUGGUCCGGUGGAUCUCCUGUUUGUGACCGUAUAAAGCAAUCUUUAUCAGCUCGUGAACUAGCUGAUUUAGGAGGAAAUUCAAAAACUGAAGUCUCAUCCUGUGAAGAAGAUCACUGGUCAGAGAAUAGUUCACUUCCAUCCAACCCGUUGACCAAGUCUUUGUCCAGUCCAUCAAUAUCUGUUUUACAAAGUCAAAGUCAACAACAAGCAUCGACAUCUAUCAAUAAUACCCUAUCUCCUCCAACUCAUCUUUUUUCACCCGCACCAGCUGCACCAUUAUCAUCAACCAGUGCAAGUUCUCUUGAUAAAAACAGUUCUUUCCUGCCAAAUGAAAAUACAAUAGAUACCAAUUCAUGUUCUCGUUCAAGUAUCCCAAGUUGCAUUGAUUAUUAUUCGCAAGACCUGCAUUUUCCGGAUUACCUUUUGUUUUAUAUUGAUAUGGAUCUAAAUUCAAGAACCUUUUACGGACCUGUCAUAACUGAAUCGCAUAAACCUCUUUCCCCUAAUCUGUCCAAGACUCUGCGUGACGUUGCCAUAUAUUUGAGUGAUAAAUUAAACAAACAUUAUCCUGGCUUAACAGAAAUUGGUAAUCAUUUUGAAUUUAAAGACGCAUUUCUCAAUCCUGCUGUUAGAUUCAAAAACAAAAAAUAUAUGGAUUCAGAAUUGAAUCUUUGGGUUGUUGGAAGGAAAGAAACUCCCGACAGAGAAAUAUUCCUCUUUUUUCGCGUUCCAACCAAGGGAAGAAGAUCCAAUUCAUUUCUUCCAACUGAAUCUUUAUUCAAUCGUCUUCUAGUACAAAAUAAAUGACAAAGUUAUUCAAUUUUCAGUUUGCUGAAAACUUCAAACCGUUCAAAGUGUAAUUUUCCCUGUUAAUCAAUCAUUGUGCCUACUGCAAAUCAAAAUUCUGUUUACGUUGAUUAAAAGGCAUAAAAUCCUUAAAAUUUUGGUUAUUUUGAUAAAAUUGAUAAAAUGUAUUUUCUACCAUAAUUUUGCGCCAUGAAAUAAAUUCAUUUGUUAUGCUUUCCGA